AACUCCUAGGCUCUUCUCUGUAACACCCCACCGCUGCACCACUCGACGAGCGACUCCCCACACCGUACCCACUCGCACACCAACCGCCAUGUCGCACUCGUCUGUCAUGUCGCAGUCCUCCGUCCUCGCGUCCUUCGACCCCCUCGCCGUGCAUCCCUUCACCAACACCUCGGGCCUGCUGCCCAAGCCGGCCGCGCCCUCGCAGUACCCGAUGCCGCUGCCGAGCUCCGCGACGCUCGCCACUGCCCCGCCAUCCACAGCAGCACCGCCCGCGCUCGCCGCGCCGCAGCCAAGGCACGCGAGCCCGAGCAAGGCAGGCGGCGCGCAGGGCGCGAAGAAGGGCCCGAUCUUCGUCCCAUUCCGCCCCGAGCGUUCCUCGCCGGACCUCGAGGACAUCUUGCUCAAGAAGAAGGUCUCCGACGUGCUGUCGAACAAGCAGACCUGGAGCAUCGACCGCGCGCCCGCCCCGAAGGCUGCGGCGAGGUAUUGAGAGGAGGAGGAGGACAUUCCCUGCAUACCCACGUGUUUGGAACCCAUACCCCGUCACUGACUCAUUCAUUCUGACAUUCAUCGAUACCACCAUUGCCCCUCCGUGUCCCGUCAUUGGGGCUCACUCUGUUCGCACACUUGUACAAGUAUAUACUGGGAUCAUGCCUGAAGGUCGUUGCUGCGUCUAGGUCUUAGGAUAACCUGCUAGGGUAAUGGUCUGUCGACUCUGCUAUCCCCAGCUGCUGCCAUUCUUCGUUUACACUACUCAUAUUCUCUGGGCUCUCGGUUGUACCUCUCCAUGGCAGUUCGCCAGAAAUUGA
Molecule: messenger RNA, 809 nt
Organism: Phanerochaete carnosa HHB-10118-sp
Lineage: Eukaryota; Fungi; Basidiomycota; Agaricomycetes; Polyporales; Phanerochaetaceae
Exons: 2
Coding region: 89-490 (133 amino acids)
Source: RefSeq, a predicted model, not a curated record